CGCGCCUCGGACCUCGCCUUCCUGGCGCUGCUGCGGGAGGCGCACCCGCCCCUCACCGGCAGAACCUCCUACCAGCAGGCGGAGGCCAGGUUCGGCGGGGACGAGCGCUGGACGGCGCUAGCGGAGGAGCCCCGGCGGCGGCAGCUGUACGACAGCUUCCUGCAGGCCACGAGGCGGCUAGAGGAGCAGGCGAGGGCGGCUGCGGAAGCGAGCUUCAAGGCGGCUCUCCGACGCCUCAACGUCACUGCCAGCUCCAAUUGGGCCGAGGUGCAGUCCUGCCUCCUGGAAACCGACCCUGCACUCUCCGAGGUACAGGACGAAGAGCGGCGGCAGCAGUUGUUCCUCGAGGUCGUUUCGGAGCUGCAGCUGCAGGCGGCCCUGCAGGAGGCGGCGCGCAAGGCGGAAGCGGAGUUUACGGCAAUGCUUGAAGAGCUCAGUGACCCGCGGGUCACCUCCACCAGCACCUGGUCGCUGGUGCGCCGGGCGGUGGCGAGCGACCCACGGUUCCAAGCAUUGCCGGAGCACCGCCGCAGGGAGCUGUUUGAGGCAUACACGGCGAGACUCUUCGAAGCAACUGCUUGCGGAGUUGAGGGUGAGGACGCGGCAGCGGGGCUGCUGUCGGCUGAGGCGGCCGAGGACAGCACUGAAGCACGGCACGCGAACGACACCCUACCCGCUGCACCACCCUCCACACUAGCAGCCGCUGUCAUCCCGGCGGAGGCAGGCAUUGCCUCCUCCUCCUCCGCGGUCCCUGUAGCGUACCCCUUGGGGCUGGACCAACUUACCGGCAACGGCAACGGUGAUAACGGUAACGGUAACGGUGGACCCAGCCAGUUGGCUGACGACGCUGCACUGUAUCAGGAACGGCUGACCAGCACAGCAGCAGCAGCGGCAGCUGAGGACGCUGCUGGGACCAGGCUGGAGGGGGGAUCUCCGCCUGCAGCGGGUAAUGGCACUGUCAGGCGCCGAAGGGGUGUCUUCGAGGGCGGACGUCUUGAGGAGCUCCGACGCGAGCAGGCUCGUCUGCGUGCCGAGUACGACGCCAUGGCGCAGCGGCUUCGUGAGAUGGAGGAGCGGCUCAGCAGCCAGGCGCAGCUGGUGUCCGCGGUGGCGGCGCUGGAGGCGGCGCAGACCACACCGGCACCGGCACCCGCCGAGUCAGCAGGAGCUGCAGCACACGCAGCAGCCACGUCAGCAUCAGCAGCACCAGCAGCAGGGGGGGCAGCAGCAGCAGUGCCUGCUCCGGUGGAGAUGGAUGUGUUGAACUGACUCCUGCAGGGGCUUCUGUGGGAGUGGGGCUUGGGGAGUUGCUGCGGCGCAGGAGAGUAUCCUCGUUGCGUUGGGCAGCAGGCCGCGCAUGCAUGCGGGGGAGGACAGGCAUGCAGGCGGGAAGGGCAUGCAUGCAGGCGGGAAGGGCAUGCAGGCGGGAAGGGCAUGCAUGCAAGGGAGGAUGUGCAGGCGGGAAGGGCACGCACGCGGGGACGACAUGCAUAUACGGUGAAUGGCAUCGCUACAGUUGCAGAGCCGUUGACCUGAUGUGGCUGGUGGCAGCUGUGGCUUGGUGCAUGCGCCUUGCGUAGAUGCAGGGGUGCAAGGGUGCAGGGGUAUGGUGCGGGUGGGGUAAAAAGGGUCCGUUUGCUUAUCGCGUUGCUUAUAAAGGUUCUUAUCUUGUGGCAUCGUCCGAGAUGCUAUGCUACGCGCACGCAUGCCGGCGUGCUGAGAUACAGCACAGGCCUCCUAAUGGCCUGGCCCCGCUGGGCCUUCUGGUAGCCAUCUACUGGCACCGGCAUACACGCAAGCCGUUAACAGGUGUUGGGCGUUAGCACUUAGGACAGAUAGUACGGACGGCUAGGGUGUUGGCAUGUGUAUUGUCUGGGAAGAAGUCAGCAAAGGAGAAGAAAAACGAACAUUUAGGCAUGCCUGGUAUAGGCCAUGGCAUGCGGAUGCAAGACAUGUGACGUCACGGCAAUGCGUGGCCGUGUUCUGUGUGGCCGCUCAGAAUGGAAUUGACACUUUUGGCUUACGGUAUUUCGUUAGCAGGUGUUGAAGAUAGAUGAGUUCGGGGUCAAGCUUCACUUCACUUACUGUCCUCCCAUGUUGUUCUGGUGAAUACGAGGCAGUGGGACUGCUGCCCUUCUGUUCCUUGUCCUUGUGAGUAGCUUGGUUGGCGGCUCUUGUUGGGAGGGUUGGCACCCUUGGCAGUGGCCGCCUGGGCGCUCGCGGUCCGCUAGGGGUGCUAUGGGAGCUGACGGGUCGUACCUCGGUACCUGAUGCAGUCACCUCACCGCGGCACCGCUACCGUGAUAUGUCUGCCCUGUAGGUAUGCUGCCCUGAUGAAUAAGCCGACCUAGAAUAAGUCGAGUAAUGUCUCCUGCUCAUUGACAGAAGCACCAUGAGCGAGCAAGUAUCAGUGUGUAACCGCGGAUUGCGACGCGUGUGAAUAACUGGAACUCUCUUCAAGUACAAGUGCUUGCAGUGUG
Molecule: messenger RNA, 2480 nt
Organism: Astrephomene gubernaculifera
Lineage: Eukaryota; Viridiplantae; Chlorophyta; Chlorophyceae; Chlamydomonadales; Astrephomenaceae
Source: the annotation of a GenBank genome assembly